UCGAUUCACCAUUGACAGAAGAUGGGAGGCUUGAUUGGUUAGCCAAGCUAGCUCGGAGACUCGAUUUCUGUUUUUAACUGAGCUGAAAACAUCACAUUUAUCUUACAACAUUAGCGUUAAAAUUACCGAUCGUCAGCCUUUUCUAGAAGAAAAUAUUUCCUCGCUGUGAUUCUGUUCAAAAUCAUUUCUGUAACAUCGCACCGUUAAUAGUUUGAGUAGUCAAGCUACUAGCUUGGUUCAAAGAGGAAGUCCAAACAGUCACAUGAGUGACGCCGUCACAUGAUGUUUUCCAGACGUUGCGGUUCUUGAUGGAGAGCUCAUUUCAAAAGGUAAAGUGUUCAAAAUCAUCUGUAUAUUUUACAAUAUAACAUGAUUGCCUCCAUUUGGAAUGACUUGAAUAUGUGUUUUGCUGCCUUAGCUAACUGUAGAGUGGACAGCAUUUCUAGAUUUAUUCGGAAUGGCAUAGCUAGCUAUGUUUAGUAGAAAGCUAGCAAAGCCAGGCACCAUAGCACUCCCCUAGUGCUGCUAUCCAACUAGCUAGUUACUAUUUUAUCUAUUUUAUUGAUACCUGGUUGUGUUGUCUGAGUCAGGCAUUCACUUACUAAGGACAUUCAGCCAGUGCUUGCCAAUCCUCCCCUGAAAAGCUACAGGGUUUUCAGGCAUUUGCUCCAGCCCUACUGUAACACACCUGAUUCUACUAAUCACCUUUGAUCAGCUGAAUCAGGUGUUUUAGAGCAGGGCUGGAAUAAAAGUCUGCACACUUCUCCAAGAGGAAGUGGGUUUGCAACCCCUCAGAAGGUUCAAGUGUCCAAGUGUCUAACAUCUCCAGUGUUUCCCCUAUAUUCAUUUAGCAUCUGCGAGCCGCUACUCCAAAAAAUAUGAUUUAAAAAAAGAAGUUACCUUUUAACAGUUCAUAUUCUGUUAACUCAUACCCAAAUAAUGUUGUUGACUCAGCCUAUAUUUGUAUUUGUGGCCAAAGCAUAAAAUAAAAACACUUCAAAAACCCCACCUCAAACAAAAAAAAAAAAGCUUGCUAUUUCGUGAUAGUGUGAUGUAAUACUCCUCAGGAGGAUGAGCUGGCCAAUCAGUGGUCUAGUGGAGGAUGAGCUGGCCAAUCAGUGGUCUAGAGGAGGAUGAGCUGGACAAUCAGCAGUUCACUUGCAUAAACAUUUUUAAUAACCAGUAUACGCCCACACCAUUCCAACACAGAAAAGCUGCUUUUUAACAUACAUUUACAUUUUAGUCAUUUAGCAGAUGCUCUUAUCCAGAGCGACUGUGCUUCUAUUUUACCUUUUUGAAUUGGAAAUGUGUUCUUUGCAUACUUAAUUAAAACAUUUUAGAAGGAAAACUAUUUCACUCAUAUUGUAAGUAAUUAUAGGUCAUAUUUCAUGGAAAUCUGGAAACACUGGGCAGUUACUUUAAAACAGCAACAUUUUGUCUCUACGGCCAAGAGGAGGGCCAUUGGCCACACCACCGCUGCUGAAAAACAUCUCUGCUUGCUUUCUCUAGGCUGUAGAAUCAGACAGUGACGUCCCACAUGGAGACAGAGGGGAAGGCAGAUGAGGGUUCCUCAUCUCAACGUGACCCUCCUCAGAACACUGGUAGCUACGGUAACUAGUCAUGAGUUACACAUGCUUAUCUCAACUCUGAAUCAGGCCCUUAUGCCAGGCCCUGGGCUGGCCUGGUUACAUAUUCACCAUAGUUGCUGGAACCAUGCUGGACAAGACGUGAAAAUAAAAUAUUGGUGCCAGGACAGUACGGUUUGUGUCUGCCCUGUAGUGUGAAUCAGUCACUUCAGGUGCUUUUCCACUGGCAGGCUUUGCACUAGUUUUUGGUCAAAAUAUGUUUAUUAUAAUGAUUAAAAAAUGUGGUGUGACCUUUUUGAAUUGGAAAUGUGUUCUUUGCAUAUCCCCCUCUCCCUGAUGCACCCUCAGAGAGUGGGGUCACGGUCAGGGUCUGCCAUUAUCAACGGCGGCCCUGGAGCAAUUAUGGUUAAGUGCCUUGCUCAAGGGCACAUCGACAUAUUUUUCACCUCCGAGACCUGUCCCAAAAAAGCCCCAAAAAGUCUAGGGCUAUGUACCUACCCUGACAUGAGGUCAAACUGAAGGGAGUGGGACUGGUCUUUCUACAUGUGACUGGCUAGAAUUGACAAAGUGUUUGUUAUUGCCCCUUAGAUCUCAGCCUGACUCUCCAGGACUUUCGCCCUACAGAGGACUCCCAGCCUGCAGAGAAAUCAGUCCUUGUUGAAGAGCCCAUUGUAGUGGACAGAAAGGCCAUAGAGAAACUGACAGAAGGCCUGCUCUCUCACUACCUGCCUGACCUUUACAGCUCCAAACAGGCUCUGUUGGAACUCAAGUUAGUAUUCAAGUCACAUCAGACAUUAAAACAAACACUUGGGGUACGUCCCAAACGGCACCCUAUUCUCUAUGUAGUGCACUACUUUUUGACCAGGGCCCAUAGGGCUCUGGACGAAAGUAGUGCAAUAUGAAGGGAAUAGGCUGCCAUUUGGGAUGCACUUGUUGUUUUCUCUAGUCCAGUUUCAUCUUUCAUUUUAUUAGGAGGAUAAUGAUAAUUCACUGAUCACGUCUGAAUUAGAUUCUACUUGACAAGAUAGUUAGUUUCCUCUGUCCAUGUUACAGGUGUUGUGGUGUGUGACUGUCAUGUGGUUGUAGCUCUUAUGUUCCUCUCCUUUCCUCUUGACCAGUCAAAACCAAGUCAUCCUGCUGGACACACUGGACCAAGAAGUCACCAAAUUCAGAGAGUGCAACUCCCUACUGGAUCUAAACUCAAUGGUACAUUUGACUGUCUGGCUGGCUGUCUGUGUCUGUCGCUCUGCCUGUUUCUGUCUGUCUGUCUGUUGUUUCAAACAUACACAGCAUCUGAAGAGAAUACUUUCAUUGUCCACCCCUCCUGCUCCCUGUAGGAAUGAUGUAUGUUUGAAACCGGUACUGUUUGUUUCAGUUCACAGAGGCCAAGUUGUAUCACGGUAAACUGGUGAACAUACGUAAAGACAUGAUCAUGCUGCACGAGAAGACAACUAAACUAAAGGUGGGUGAAUGUUUAUUUUCCCCCCAGAAUGGACUAUUGUUGCUUAGCUAUUGCUCACCACAUAGUUUCUUCUCCUCUCCUCCUCCUCCAUUCAUUCUCUCCUCUCCUCCUCUUUCUCCUCCUCCACCUCCUCCAUUCAUUCUCUCCUCUCCUCCUCUUUCUCCUCCUCCACCUCCUCCAUUCAUUCUCUCCUCUCCUCUUCUAUGGUAGCAGUUGAUAAGAAAUAGUUGUUUUAAAUGUAAACUUAAAUUUGAACUUACUGACAUUGACUUGAAUGGGAAACCGUGAUGAAAAGUUGUUUUAAAACACGUUGAAUUUGUCUCUCUGUCUCCAGAAAAGAGCGUUGAAGCUCCAGCAGCAGAGAGAGAAGGAGGCUAUGGAGAAAGAACAACAGAGAGAGAAGGAGCUGGAGAGAGAGAGGCAGCUGAUUGCCAAACCUGCCAAGAGAACAUAGAACCAUCCAUGAACUCUGUCCUAACUCUGGCACUGCCAACUAUACUAUAGAGCCAAAGAUGAGGGCUGCGUCGCACUUGUCUCGAGGGCUCCGACCCUGACCCCAUCUCUGGUUGUUGAACAGUAGACCAACUCAGUUCCUCAAGAUGACACAGUUCAUCCAAUCGUUGGUGUGAGAAAGUCAGACAUGAUUUGUUCUCUUGUAUGCGGAGCUGUUAGGACAAGUACUGCUUGUAGGUUGUUUUAUAUUCAGUGGUGUCAAGACGAUUACUGCUCCUGGUUAGUUUUCGUGGCCAAUCAUGCUGUUUAGAUCAGAAACAGCUCAUGCCAGCAGUGACUAUUCCUCACUUCAUCCUAAAUGUCUGUAAUAGGGAUUUUCAAGGUGAAUAAAAGAGAAGAGCAGUCGCAGAUGAAGUCAAUCAAAAUCAAUCUGGUUUAAUAUAGGUUGCAACAGGGAGACAC
Coregonus sp. 'balchen' is the source of this 3963-nucleotide messenger RNA. The record is from the annotation of a GenBank genome assembly. Lineage: Eukaryota; Metazoa; Chordata; Actinopteri; Salmoniformes; Salmonidae.